Molecule: messenger RNA, 341 nt
Organism: Staurois parvus
Lineage: Eukaryota; Metazoa; Chordata; Amphibia; Anura; Ranidae
Source: the annotation of a GenBank genome assembly
AUGGGGCCCCCGGGCAAUAGGGGAUCAUGUCCUCACCCACACUCAAACCACACUAAAAAAAGCCUAUGAAAGGUACCAAGGGCAUCUCAUGGGGCCCCCUACUGACCCCGGGCGGGUAAUAGCCAAGUACAAGAAUGGUCAGGGCGAACUGACAACUCAUGGGGCCACCGGGCAAUAGGGGAUCAUGGGGCCACCGGGCAAUAGGGGAUCAUGGGGCACCUGUGUCCUUGCCUAAACUCAAAAAAGCCUAUGAAAAAGGUACCAGGGGCAUCUCAUGGGGCCCCCUACUGACCCUGGGCCCUCGGACAGUGCCCGAGUUUCCAAAUGGUCAGUCCGCCCCU